Molecule: messenger RNA, 1129 nt
Organism: Rubroshorea leprosula
Lineage: Eukaryota; Viridiplantae; Streptophyta; Magnoliopsida; Malvales; Dipterocarpaceae
Source: the annotation of a GenBank genome assembly
ACAGCUUAACUUAACAGUGUUGAGUAACCUCUCUUCAUCUCUAAAUGGCUAAUGUUAAUGCUUCCAUAGUGCCUCUGAUUGCUUUAAUUGUCAGUUCUAUAUUGAUGGCAGCCACAGCAAGUGAUUUCUACCAAGAUUUUGACUUAACAUGGGGAGAUAGCCGUGCAAAGAUACUAAACAAUGGCCAGUUGCUGACUCUCUCCCUGGACAAGGCCUCUGGCUCUGGAUUUCAAUCCAAGAAUGAGUAUCUCUUUUGCCAGAUCGAUAUGCAGCUCAUGCUUGUCCGUGGAAACUCCGCCGGAACAGUCACCGCCUACUAUUUAUCCUCAAAAGGGUCGACGUGGGAUGAGAUUGAUUUCGAGUUCUUGGGGAAUCUGAGUGGCGAUCCCUACAUUCUUCAUACUAAUGUGUUCAGCCAAGGAAAGGGUAAUAGAGAGCAGCAGUUCUAUCUCUGGUUUGACCCAACUGCUGAUUUUCACACCUAUUCCAUCCUCUGGAAUCCCCAACGGAUUAUCUUCUCAGUGGACAGUACACCCAUCAGGGAGUUCAAGAACAUGGAAUCCAGAGGUGUUCCUUUUCCCAAAAGCCAGCCCAUGAGGAUCUACUCCAGCUUGUGGAAUGCCGAUGACUGGGCUACAAGGGGUGGUCUGGUGAAGAUAGACUGGACUCAAGCUCCUUUCACAGCUUCUUACAGGAACUUCAAUGCCAAUGCUUGCGUUUGGUCCAAUGGAGCAUCUUCUUGUAAUUCCAAUUCUCAAUCUUCUGCCUCAGGUAACAAUGCAUGGCUCUUUCAAGAGCUUGAUUCUACCAGCCGAAAAAGGUUGAAAUUGGUGCAGAAGAACUACAUGAUCUACAAUUACUGUAUCGAUUCUGAGAGAUUUCCCCAGGAUCGGCCUCUAGAAUGCAACCUUUCCUAGAACAAACACAGCUUAUUUACUAGUAUGUAAAUGUUUGAUAUGUAAAUGUUUGAUAUAUGGGUUAAGGAAUUGACACCCCAACAAUGUUUUUCCUCUUUUUUCAUUUUUCUUUUAUCUUCUCUUUGAUGUGAUGGUGAUAUUCAUAUUUGUUUUUUAUAUUAACCUUAAUAUCCAAAAAUCGCGUUGCAAUAUGAAUAAUUAGGAGUCAAGUU